AUGACCAAGACGGCGAGCGCAAAGCGCAAGCGCGCCGAGAGAGAGGCCCUCAAGGCCGCCGAUUCCAACAAGCGCUCAAAGAACUCCCACAACGCCACCUCGGCCGAUGGCAGCAACACCUCCGACCCCAACGAUGCUUCCGACGGCGGCAAUGCCGCCACGAAGAACGGCCCCAGGCUGCCCAAGAUGCUCCUAGAGAAGAAGCUCUUCGUCGAGAACUCCACCGGCAAGGACCGCGUGCGCGAGGCGAAGCUGUACGACCUCCUCAGUAGCGAGAACGAGUCCGACCGCCUCGAGGCCGCCGCUGCCAUCAUCUCCAGCCUCCUCGACGGCGAGGGCGUGCCAGAGGCCGUGCUGCAGCGCCAUCUCGACUGGCGCCUGUUCCGCGGCCUCGCGAGCGGGAGAGCCGCCUCGAGGCUGGGAUACAGUGUCGUCCUGACCGAGAUUCUUAGCCAGCUCCUCGGCCCCCCGAAGAACCUGAGCCGUGACAAGUACCCCGGCUUGACCUUCGAAAACGUUCUGGGGAUGCUCAUGGAGAGGACGCACGUCGGCGGCAACAUGCCCGGUCAAGAGGAGCGGGAUCUGUGGUUUGGCCAGCUGUUCGGCCUCGAGUGUUUCGUGCGCGCGAGGAUCCUUUUCAUCCCAGAAGAGGGCCCCGAGAGGUGGAACGAGGUGCUGAGGCUGCUUGUGAAGCUGGGGAACAAGAAGGUCUGGCUGCGGCCGCAGUGCGGGUGGGUCGUCGCCCAGGCGCUGGCCCAGCUCGACCGGAACCGCGUUGAGAUGGUCCUGCAGCAGCUCGUCGAAUUGGGCUGGGCCAAGACCCCCGAGGGCGUCGGCAUCUGGCUCGUCGCCUUCGAGCAGUGUCCCGAUCUGAGCAGCGGCGACCACGCGAAGCAUCAUCAUCCCUUGGCGUCUAGGAAUCUGGGCGAGCUGGCGGGUAUUCUGAAGGAAAGUGGCCAGGACGAUGUGGAGAAGCAGCAGCAGCAGCAGCAGCAGCAGCACCAAAGAAGAGGCGGCUUCAGCAAGAACAAACAGGCCAAUUGGACGCCGCAGCUCCACUUUGUCUGGGACCUCAUUGUGCGCCACUUCCUGCGUAGGGGGCCUGAGCAUGUUGACGAAUUCAGGGCGUUCUGGAAGCGCGUUGUUGAUGACAACUUCUUUGCAAAAACCGCCACCGAGGGACAGAAAUUUAGAGGAUUCCUGGUCUUCCAGAAGAUGCUCCAGAGCUAUGCCGACAUCGACGACCUCCUUGACGUUUUGUUCAGCAGAAACCUGAUGACCUGCCUCAUCAACCAAGCCGCGCAGGAGGACCGCUUCCUACACCGCGCCGCGCUCAAGACCUGCAAGGUUAUCGAGGAGACGUCCGCCGCGCACCCCGAGGCCACAGGUAUCAUUCUCGACAACCUGAUCAACAACAACGGCCUGUACCGCUUCGACGUCAUGACCAAGAGCAAGACGGUCGAUAAGAUUCUUCAGCAUGUGAAGGCUGAGACGGGCGAGGAUAUCAUCCAGGUUCUGAGCGGGCCUGUCAUGAAGACCUCAACCACAUCAAAGGACAUCAAUGUCGUCAAGCUCGACCUCCGCGUCUACAUCGAAUACAUCUUCCGUCUGGCCACCUCAGCACCGGAAACCGCGCUCCUGGAGCUGACGUCGCUCGCAUACGCCAAGCCCAUAUGGAUCCCGGAGAACGCAAACUCGCUAGUGACGGAACUUAGCAGAAGCCGUCUCCAGUCCGCAUUCGCCAAGCUCUCACGAAAGGCCGAAGAUUCGAACUACCUCUGCACCGCGGUUCUCUCCAUCAACCCCGAGUACAUCCGCAUGGAAGGCGAGAUGAAGAAAGAAGUCAACUCAGCGCGCAAGCGCUUGGAGAAGCUCCUGAAGAAAAGCGCCUCCGCGGGGGAGAAUGCCUCGGACGAGGUCAAGAUCGCACAAGGCUUGGCUCUCCUCCAUUCCAUCGCCAUUUUUCAGCUCUACAACGAGGAGCCGGACGCGUUCCAGCUCCUGAGCGACCUGAAGGAGUACCAGACUCGUCUGCAGACGGACGAGGAGGGUGCCGCUGAGUUCCUGGUCGAAAUUCUUCUAGCUCUCGUUUCCCAGCAGUCGUCGCUUUUGCGAGAGGUUUCGCAACGGGUGUUUGGAAACUUUACCGCUCGCGUCUCCCCCAAGGCCUUGGAGCUGCUGCUUGACGUUCUCGCGGCCGAUGAAAGCGCCAAGGGACAGCAGUCGCUGUUCGAUGACGUCAAUGCCGACGAUAUGGAUGUUGAAGACUUGGAAGAGGACGGCGAAGAUGAUUCGGACGACGAGCUCGGCUCCGAUAUUGAGGUGGACUCAGAUGUUGAAUUCGUCGCCCUCGAUGCCGGCGACGGCGAGGAUGAAGAGGACGAAGAUGAGAACGAGGAAUCCGGAUCCAAUGAUGACGACGAAGAGGCCGACCCCGAAGCGGGCAAGAACCUUGAGGCCCUCGACGACGCCCUCAGCAAGAUCCUCAACAGCCACCGCCUCGACAAAGACCAGGAGGCCGAGUCCUCGGACGACGACUCGGACAUGAGCGACUCAGACAUGCUGGAGCUUGACAACAAGUUAGCCGAGGUGUUCAAACAGCGCGCCAAGGCGGCGCCGAGCAAGAAAAAGGAGCGCAAGGCUGCCAAGGAGUCGGUCGUCAACUUCAAGCGACGCGUUUUGGACCUGCUCGAGAUCUACGUGCGAAACGAGGCGGCGAACCCGACGGCGCUCGCCAUCCUGCAGCCACUGCUGGAGCUCGUCCGCACGUCGACCAUCAAGACGCUCUCGGACCGGGCCUUCGAGCUGAUUAAGGACUAUCAGAAGAGGCUGCGCAAGGCGAGAUCAGGGGCCGUUGGCAGGGAGAGCAAGGCUGACGAGGCGUUGGCGCUCGCGGUGUUGCGGGCCGUGUAUGAGGAGCUCAAGGCCGGCGAGACCAAGGCGCACGCCAAGGCGGCCGUGCCGGCGUGCCUGAUCGCGGCGUCGAGCGUCUUCCAUGCCGGUAAGGGCGACCGGUCCGCCGUCGAUGCCGUCGUCGGGAACAUCGAGGCCGGCUCGGCCGUGCAGGAGGAGAUGAAGAAGGCCUGGGACGAGUGGUGCAGGAACCACGAGGCUCUGAAGAAGAAGGCCGCCGCGGGCGAUUCUUGA
Colletotrichum higginsianum IMI 349063 is the source of this 3147-nucleotide messenger RNA. RefSeq names its product DNA polymerase phi. The record is from RefSeq and is a predicted model, not a curated record. Gene Ontology annotation, cellular component: nucleolus. Gene Ontology annotation, biological process: regulation of DNA-templated transcription. Bases 1 to 3147 code for a protein of 1048 amino acids. Gene Ontology annotation, molecular function: rDNA binding; transcription factor binding. NCBI's taxonomy places the organism in Eukaryota, Fungi, Ascomycota, Sordariomycetes, Glomerellales, Glomerellaceae. The transcript has 3 exons.